UGGGCGCCGACAGGGACCCGCGCCGCGCCGCGCUCCUUGGGGACCCCGCGGGCGGCUGGAGCCCGGCGCUCGCCUCCUGGAAGCCGCGGGUCGGCGCUCGCCCCCGAGGGCGCCCCGGCCUCCGCGCUCGAACAGAAACUGCUCUUCCAUUGAUUGGGCCCCGUUGGGCGAGCGGCCGGUGCGUGUGCCCCGAGCGAGCGCGUGCGGAAGGCAGAAGGGCAGGAAGUCGGACUUGUGCAGCGAGGGUGGCGGCACCGCGCAGGAGACGAGCCUUCCUCAUUUAUGUGUCUGCCGGCCUUCGCCUUCUUCGCCCCAAGACUUCAGGAGCGUCUCCGCGCUGCGUUCCCCGCGUGUGAGGCACGGAAGGGCUGGAUGUCUGAACAACAUGAUUAUCCAUUAACCUCCAAACUUUCCUUUUUUUAACCCAAAGAAUAUCGGUGAUUUUUGUCCACUGCUAGCAGAAGAAGAGAGAACCCAGGGCUCCUGAAAUGCAGCAAAAUCCUUAUUUAUAAACAGGCCCGAGAUAGUGAUAUGCAAACCCCCUGUACUCAGUGAAUUUUCUAUCCUAUGGAUAUCGGUCUUGCGAUUUGAGAUUGGAGAGCAGUACUGUCUGCACUGGGUCCGGCAGCCUCCAUACUUUCAAUGCCCAGUUUCCUCUGGGACUGCUGGCCUUCCCUGGAGAUCAGAGCGGUACUGUGUGCCAUGGGCUGUAUUCAGAGCAUCGGGGGCAAAGCCAGAGUCUUCCGGGAAGGUAUCACGGUGAUUGAUGUGAAAGCCUCUAUCGACCCCAUCCCCACCAGCAUCGAUGAGUCCUCCAGUGUGGUGCUCCGCUACCGGACACCCCACUUCCGUGCCUCGGCCCAGGUGGUCAUGCCACCCAUCCCCAAGAAAGAGACCUGGAUUGUCGGCUGGAUUCAGGCGUGCAGCCAUAUGGAGUUCUACAACCAGUACGGGGAGCAGGGCAUGUCCAGCUGGGAGCUCCCAGACCUCCAGGAGGGCAAGAUCGAGGCCAUCAGUGACUCAGACGGGGUGAACUACCCCUGGUACGGCAACACCACGGAGACGUGCACCAUUGUGGGCCCCACCAAGAGAGACUCCAAGUUCAUCAUCAGCAUGAACGACAACUUCUAUCCCAGCGUCACGUGGGCCGUGCCCGUCAGUGAGAGCAACGUGGCCAAGCUGACCAACAUCUACCGGGACCAGAGCUUCACCACGUGGCUGGUGGCCACCAACACCUCGACCAAUGACAUGAUCAUUUUGCAGACGCUGCACUGGCGCAUGCAGCUCAGCAUCGAGGUGAACCCCAACCGGCCCCUGGGCCAGCGCGCCAGGCUGCGGGAGCCCAUCGCCCAGGACCAGCCCAAAAUCCUGAGCAAGAACGAGCCGAUACCGCCCAGCGCCCUGGUCAAGCCCAAUGCCAACGACGCUCAGGUCCUCAUGUGGCGGCCCAAGUACGGGCAGCCGCUGGUGGUGAUCCCGCCCAAGCACCGGUAACAGCCAGGGUGCCCUGCUAGGCUAGACUCGAAUAAUCACGCUGCUCCAACAACACCCACACGGACUCUUCCGUCAUUCAGCAAAAUACAACCACUCUACCUUUUCGAGCGGGCGGAUCUCACUGUGCAAAUGCCCCGGGAUGGCCUCCCCCAGCCCUCUUGGCACCUGCUUCCUUUCGGGGACGGGGAGGCCCGGCCGGGACACCCAACCCCACGUCCCCCCUUCACCUUGGGUCUCCUUUCCUGGCAAUUCCAGUCAUUCACUUGCAAGACUCCCCGAAACAACUGCUUUUUCAGUUCUUCUUCUCCUUUUUUUUUUAAACACCUCUUUUAGAGGUUCAGGGGCAGGAGGAGGCCGAGCUGGUCAUGACCCUGACCGGCAGCUGCUGCUGCUUGGUGAGUGGCGGCCCCCGUGGCAGCUCCCCUCGUCGUCCUCCCUCACGCGGCCUUACGUAGACUCGCUUUGCCAAACUUUUGCCUUAAGCUGAAUUUAAAGGAAAAAGCCCAAAACAGACAAAGAAAGCAGGAUCUCUUUUCUACUGGACUGUUCAUCUUCUGCAAGAGGUGAGGGAGGGUGCAGGGGGACAGAUUGAGGCCUAAAACCAGCUGCUCAUUCUUUCGUUUCAGCAGAAACGAAACCAGAAACCAGACCGACCGCCUAAAGAGCCCCUUCUCUCAGGCUCGGGUGGAAACCGCCUUCCCCAUACCUGUGGAGAAGGUAUCUGUGCGCUCCCACGGCGGGGAUCUGCCGGGGCCGCUUCUCUCCUCUCUCUUCUGGCAGCCUUAACUUGCCUGGGGCGGACCUGGGAGCAGAGAGGGAGGGUUGAGCCCCGGGGGUUCUCGCCAUCUCAGUCCUCAGCACCCAGCCACAGAUGGCUCCUCAGGCACAUCUAAGUGUCGUGUGGCUCUUCCUUUUCUGUCCACACUGGCCCCAAAUGCCUGGAGGGCUAGCCACCUUGAGCCAGAUGUAGUUCGAAGGUAAGAAAGGCAGGCAACUUCCCUCCUGGCUCCUUCUCAGGGGAUGCCCCUCCCAGGCGCUCUGGGAGAAGCUGCAGACAGGCUCUGGGCGCCAGUGUUGGCAGUGGGGGGAAGCUGCCCGGGGGGGCACCCGAGGAUAGGCGGUCCUGGAUCUAGGGAAGCCGGGGAGGCCAUUAGCAGACAUCCCCCGCUGCUUAUCCUCAAGGAAGCAAACGAGGGCCUCAGGCUGGCGGGGGUGACACGGAGCCGUGGUUGACAGGCAUUGGGGCCGCUCUGGAGGCUGGUCGGGACAGUGUGGCCAGUCUGGAGGGUCACCAUCCCUUGGGUCCAGGGUCUUCUAGAGCCCGAGGAUGGUCCUGAGCGACCCCAAGCUUUCUUAGUAAUGUCUGCCUUGAAGGACAGGGGUGGGGGGACACCCUACAGAAGCCCCCUUCCUCAAGCUUGCCAACCCCCACAGUACUUCACCUGGCCCUGCAUUCAAACUUAGACCCAAGCACAGGAAACCAUCAGAAAAGAAAAAUAAUUCAUUUCUGCUGCAGAUGAGCCACUUGUUAGGAGUCCCAGUGACAAGGUGGGAGGAUGUGGGUCACCUUGCUCUGCUCCUUUACCCACGUGGGAUUGUACUUACUCCAGGGGUGCUUAAUGUCCCGUCUGUCUCCCACACCCUGCUCCUGACAGCGGGCCCGCAGCUAUCCUGGGACAACUGGACCGGAAACAUGCCUGUGUCGCCAGCACCAGCGUGCUGCUUGGGGAACCCCUUUGUCAGGUCCAGGACCUUCCCCCUGGAAACUGCCUGUUCCCCUUGGUGUGUACGGAGACCCAGUCACCCAGGAGGCCACAGCCUCGAGUGAGGGGGAUGACGGGUCCCAGCUCUACCUCUGGGGAAGGGACAGGGAGGGGCCAGGCUGACAGCAUCCUGCUGCCAUGCAUAGGACCUGGCCUCCUAAUGGAGCGGCCCUUCUCUGCACUCAGGUCUUUCUUGCACUAAAAAAGGAGGAAGGGCCCUGGGCGAGGGGUCAGGAAGCUAGAGUUCGGGUCCCGGGCUUGGUCGUCACUAAGGGAUUCUCACUGCGCUAGGGAGUGGGAGCAGGAGAGGGCAGUUUAAGGAGAGGUCCUGAGAUGUUGGGGGCAGAGUCCCUCAAACACAGCCCUGCUGAGAGUGAGCAAGCUCUCUUGCCAGGGACCAGCGCUGUGCCCACUGGGAGGGGGCGAAGCUGUUCCGACUACCUCCCCCGGCCUGCCGCAUGCCUGGGCCCCAGCUCACCUUGCUCCCUGACUCACCCCGCCUCUCCUGCUCCCCUUUCUCUCUGUCCCUCCUGGCCUUUCUGAAGAUGGGGCUGGAAAGACCGUGGAGAGGCUGCAGGCCCGCCCAAGGACACCGGGCUUCACUGGGGUCUGGUCCCUGGGCCUCCUCCCUGUCAGGAGCACAGACCCCAGGCUUCUCCCAUGGGUCCCCAAUCCCUCUGGUGUCCCCCUCCCCUGGCGUGGACACACUCCUCCAGCAAUAAGGACCAUCCGUGGUCGUGGAGAGUACUGUGAAAACAAACCAAUGCACUUACCAGGAGGCACGAGACUCUUGAAGAACAUGUAAAAUUAACCUUUUUAAAAAAGAAACAACGAAUAUUCACAAAGAGAAAUAAAAUGUAAUUUUAAAGUA
Ailuropoda melanoleuca (giant panda) is the source of this 4128-nucleotide messenger RNA. It is a transcript of the gene FAM78A, whose product is annotated as family with sequence similarity 78 member A. Bases 643 to 1494 code for a protein of 283 amino acids. Lineage: Eukaryota; Metazoa; Chordata; Mammalia; Carnivora; Ursidae. The transcript is spliced from 2 exons. The record is from RefSeq and is a predicted model, not a curated record.